Molecule: messenger RNA, 684 nt
Organism: Paramecium octaurelia
Lineage: Eukaryota; Ciliophora; Oligohymenophorea; Peniculida; Parameciidae
Source: the annotation of a GenBank genome assembly
AUCUAACUCAUUGUUGCUACUCUGAUACCAAAAGUUCCUCUGCCUCUUCUCCUGGGAUCAAUGGCACAUCACCCACUAUGCUGAUGUUGUUAUGUGAACACUAAAGAUAUAUUCAUAAUGUACACUGAACAUAGAUCCCUUUUGAUGUUGGAUACUCAUCUUCGACUGAGUCCCUCUAUAAACUGAAGGACAAUCAUCUUUAAGAAUGGAUUCAUUCUUUUCCAGAGGAUGCACCAACGAGCUUUUGUCCUAUUCUACAUCCAGGGCAUAGUAUUAGUUAUCAAUCCUUAGAAAUAGACUGCACAACAAUCCAAUCACCAAUACUACGGUUGAGAAAAUGUUAGUAUACAACACUCUCGUAUCCUCCUUGUUCUUCCCAGUUAUGAAUGUCAAGAUGUAAGUGAAGGCCACGAAAAACAACAUACUCCCCAUAUAAAAGGCACCGACUGCAAACGAUGGUUCGAUUGGAGAGAUCAAAUCACAUCCCAUAUAUAUAAUCACAGGCAAUAUGGGCAUCACACACAUUGCCAAUAUGGUUAUCACUAUAUAAAUGUAGAUCGCAUUGUUCGAUUGUAAUGCAAAAUACAAAGAUCCCAUUGCUAAAGUUGAGGACAAUAAGAACAAACGAACAAAUGGUUUCUAUAUUUGAUACUUGUUUACAAAAUACGGAAAUGCUCCUUAAGC